AAAAAAUACCCGAUAAACUACAUGAAGUGCACAACAUUGGAAACAUAUGCAACUCAUAUCAAACGACUGUUUUUUUAUAUGGAAAGAGAGCAUGGUCAAUGGGAAAACAAAUACCCGAUAAACUACAUGAAGUGUGCAAUAUUGGAAACAUAUGCAACUCAUAUCAAACAAUUGUUUUAUAUGGAAAGAGAGCGUGGUCAAUGGGAAAACAAAUACCCGAUAAACUACAUGAAGUGCACAACACUGGAAACAUAUGCAACUCAUAUCAAACGAUUGUUUUAUAUGGAAAGAGAGCAUGGUCUAAGGGAAACAAAUACCCGAUAAACUACAUGAAGUGCACAACAUUGGAAACAUAUGCAACUCAUAUCAAACGAUUGUUUUAUAUGGAAAGAGAGCAUGGUCUAAGGGAAACAAAUACCCGAUAUUCUACAUGAAGUGCACAACAUUAGAAAUAUAUGCAACUCAUAUCAAACGAUUGUCUUAUAUGGAAAGAGAGCAUGGUCUAAGGGAAACAAAUACCUGAUAAACUACAUGAAGUGCACAACAUUGGAAACAUAUGCAACUCAUAUCAAACAAUUGUUUUAAAUGGAAAGAGAGCAUGGUCUAAGGGAAACAAAUACCCGAUAAACUACAUGAAGUGCACAGCAUUGGAAACAUAUGC
Molecule: messenger RNA, 661 nt
Organism: Owenia fusiformis
Lineage: Eukaryota; Metazoa; Annelida; Polychaeta; Sabellida; Oweniidae
Source: the annotation of a GenBank genome assembly